Molecule: messenger RNA, 2800 nt
Organism: Strongylocentrotus purpuratus (purple sea urchin)
Lineage: Eukaryota; Metazoa; Echinodermata; Echinoidea; Camarodonta; Strongylocentrotidae
Product: adhesion G-protein coupled receptor G2-like
Exons: 8
Coding region: 1-1866 (621 amino acids)
Biological process (GO): G protein-coupled receptor signaling pathway; cell surface receptor signaling pathway
Cellular component (GO): membrane
Molecular function (GO): G protein-coupled receptor activity
Source: RefSeq, a predicted model, not a curated record
AUGUGUGUCUCUUUAUACUUGAAGAACGGGAUAUAUGAAGCUAAUGUGACAGAUGUUGCUGAAGAAGUUUUUACAAUAACCCAGAACUAUGAGGAAAUUGAAGAUGAAGACAUUGGAUUACUGUAUGAGAUCCUGCAGCUCAUAAGGAGCCCGAAUCCUGAUGCAAAUGUAACCGGUCUCAUAGUGGAAAUAGUAAAUAACGUGAUGUUUGUCGACGAGGAUGUGCUAGCAUCUGCCCAAGAGAAUGGGAAUUAUACUACCCUCAUCGUCCAGGUAUUGGAAUCUCAGUUGAAUACCGUCGAGGUUGGUAACAGCACGCUUGCUGCAACUUAUCCUAAUAUAGCAGUUCAGGUGCUUGACGUACCUUCAGACACUGCUGGAAACGGAAUAGUGGUCACCAUUCUAAGUAUGGACACCGGUAACCUGAGCAACAGUGCCAUCAUGGUAGAAACCCACCAAGACGACCCUAAUGAUUCUGUCCCAAGGAACACCUUUGCCAGGGUUGUUGUACCCAUCGAGGUAGCCCAAGUUUUCACUACUCCAGAGUUCACGGAAGGCCCUUCAAGUUCUAAUUACACUACCAAUGGAGACAACCACGGCACAACUACCGCUUCAGGAGUGUCUAGUGGUCCUGUGAAAAUGGUGGAUGAAAGCGCUAUCGAGUCUCUCAGGGUUUCUUUCGUUGUGUAUGCCAAUGAUGUCAUGUUUCCUUCACCAAGUCUUGCUCUACUCAACCGGGAGAUUAAUACACCAGUGGUGUCCUUAACAAUCGGUGGACAGAAGAUAGAGGAUCUCAUGGAGCGUGUCAAUAUCACUUUCUAUAGAUUCGAGCCUGACUCCAGCGAUCCUACUUGUACCUUCUGGGAGUUUAAUCUUGGUAAAUGGUCUGUGGAGGAAUGUCAACUGUUACCUGAUAACACCGUCAAUAGCUCCAGUAAUGAAUACUACACAUGCGCCUGCGACCACCUGACCAGCUUUGCCGUUUUAGUGAACAUACAUGUUGAUGCAGUACCUCCGAAAUCUGCACUCCGUAUAUUGAGUAUCAUUGGGUGUGCUAUAUCAUGUCUGUGUCUGGUCAUCGCUAUCGCAUCCUAUCUUACUAUCAAGAAUAUACAUCAGAGUACCAAGAUUUUCAUCUGUCUUUGCACUACCCUGCUCUGUUUUUACACCGUCUCCCUCGCCAUCAUCGCUCUCGACACAAAGUUCCAGCAUGCCGAGGUCGAGUUGAUACCGUGUACCGUCUUGGCGACACUCGUCCACUACUUCGUGCUCUCUUCGCUUACGUGGAUGGGCAUCGAGGGGUUUAGUCUGGCCAUUAUAAAACGUAUUGAUAAUCACAUCUCGAUGACCAAAGUUUCGAUUGUAGGAUGGGGUAUCCCGGCUGUGAUUGUUGCCGUAACUGGGGGAAUCACUAGGAACUAUUAUGCUGUCAAGGAUUAUUGUUACAUCCGGAAAUGGCCCCUGAUUGGUGGUCUCCUGAUCCCAAUGGCCAUCAUCCUCAUCAUCAAUAUCACUGUGUUCAUCCUGGCAAUGUGUCGUGUGGAAAAAUCUGUACGAACUUCAGGGCGUGUGAAGAAGGACCGCAAGACCGAACGACAUGAGACCCUAAAACGGAUCCAGAAUGGCAUCGCCACGUUGAUCCUGCUUGGCUGCACCUGGACUACUGGAUACCUGGCCCUGAUCAAUGUGGACUACACUGAACUCCUCUUCAUCAUCUUCAACUCUUUGCAAGGCUUCUUCAUCUUCGUCCUCUAUUGUCUUCGUAACACAGAAAUCAGGAAGAAUUGGCGACGUUGUAUUUGCAGUCGACUGUUGAGGAAAAGUGGCAGGUGGAGUCCCAAGGAAGUUCCGGACGAACACCAAUAGCUACGAGUGGGACUAUGUUCGAAUCUUCGUCUCCCAUACCUCAUACCAAUCCAUAUUUUGAACAAUAAAAUUAGAUAUCAAACCAUCAGGCUGCGAUGAUUAACGUGUGAACGAUUAAUCUUUUGUGACUAAUAGCCAGCAAAUGAUUCUUGCAGUAAACACAAGCACAAAGACUUUGAUGUAAUCAGGUCAAUCUCUAUUCCAUUGAAAUUAUGUUCGAAUUACGUGAUAUAGCAUAGUUGUGUUUCCAAAUUUCAUUAUGUAACGCUUCAGUCUCUUGAAAUUUGCCUAAAGUUGAUUUUUUUUGUGUGUGAAAGUUUUGCGAUCGUGUUGUGUUAAGAUUUGUAUGUAAUUUUAAUAUUGAUGUAAUUAUGUAAUUUUAUGAGGACGCUUUGUAGUUUGUCAUUUACUGUUGGUGGUAGGGACUAUCUGACUAUUUUGUAAUGAUUAUAUGUAAAUGAGCUUAGGUUGAUACACAAUCAUGUAUGAUGUGAGUGUAGGAUAUUUGUUUGAAUGAUUAAAUGGCACAUUUGUAUAUAAACAUAAUUAUAUACAAUAACGCGAAUAUGUUGUAGAGGGGUAGUUUGGUGUUAAGGCUUUUGUUUGGUUUAUUGUUCCACACUCAUUACAAAUUACAAUGCUCUCUCAUACAUAAGUUUUAACAAGAGAAUGCAUUAAACAAUGACAGAAAUGUAACAUAGAAAAUUGAUGAUGUGACAUUAUGUGGAACCUAAUAAAAGACACAGCUUGUAUAAUAUAUGUUCCCGAAUUAAAUUCAAAAUAUUUUAACUGAUUUCGAUAGCAAUAAAGAAAGACGUACUAAAAGUUUGAGUUACUGACAUAUUCGCAUCAUGAAUAACAUUUAAGCUAGUUUUGCGGUCACAAAUGACAAUACCAGAUGCUUCAAUUAAAAUAUACUUUAGAUGAGAAGAAA